Messenger RNA from Kluyveromyces lactis, 2379 nucleotides. It is a transcript of the gene APL6, whose product is annotated as AP-3 complex subunit beta. NCBI's taxonomy places the organism in Eukaryota, Fungi, Ascomycota, Saccharomycetes, Saccharomycetales, Saccharomycetaceae. The record is from RefSeq and is a predicted model, not a curated record. Gene Ontology annotation, cellular component: membrane coat. The transcript has a single exon. Bases 1 to 2379 code for a protein of 792 amino acids. Gene Ontology annotation, biological process: vesicle-mediated transport; intracellular protein transport.
AUGGUCGAUUCAAUACAACGCAUCACAUCAGUAUUGCAAUCUGCAAGAGAUCUUACAUUCGGAGCAGCGGCAGUUGCCUCUUCCAGGAUCGGUGAAUCGUCAUAUACACAAUACUCUAAAUCUAUUGAUCCAGAAGCGUUGACUCGUCUUUUAAGUUCCAGGAACUCGCGUGAAGUUAAAGAUGCAAUGAAAAGAGUUAUGUCUUUGAUGGCAACGAACGAUCCAACGGUUGAUUUGAAAUCUAUGUUUGCCGACAUUUUGAAGAAUAUCAGUUCGGAAGAUGUUAAAGUUAAGCGUAUGGUGUGUAUAUACUUAUUACGUUUCGCUGAAUCCGAUCCGAAUGUAGCUUUGUUGUCCGUUAAUACCAUUCAGAAGAAUUUACAGGAUAGAGAUCCCGAGGCGAAAGCUCUUGCUUUGAAAGCUUUAUCAGAUAUCAAUGUUGCAUCUUUAUAUCCUAUAACGUUACAAUCGGUGAAGAAAUGUGUUUCAGAUGCAAGCCCAUUAGUUCGUGCCACUUCUGCUAUGACUCUAUUCAAGCUAUUCCAGGAUUCUAAGAGCCAUGACGAAGAAGACGACGUAAGGAGACACGAUCUGGUGCCAUUGUUACAAGAACUUUUAGCUGAUCCUGAUCCAUUGGUGAUAUCUUGUACUUUGGUGGUCUUGCAGAAUUGCCUGCCCGAUAGAUUGGAUCUUUUACACGGUCAUUUCCGCAGAUAUUGUGCCGUGUUACCUUCUUUGUCGCACUGGGCUCAAUCCUUAUUGGUUGAAAUGUUCAUUCGGUAUUCUAAACACUUUAUCAAGAGACCAGUGUUUGUUAAUAGGGAAGAUCGAAGUGAGACUCCGUUGCCGGAAACUCCUGAAUUGGUCGACUCGUGGUUUCUAGAAGCAAAUGACCUUAUUAUCGAUCCAGACCUCGACCUAUUCUUAACUUCUUUGAAACCCUUGUUAUUUUCAUCUAAUGCAUCUGUGAUUAUCAGCGUGUCAAGAGCACUUUUCAUGUUGGCUCCGUUAUCCAAAUUUAGAGAGUUUGGUAUGCCACACUGUCUAGUCAAGGCACUUCAGCUAAGUUCCACUGAAAACCGCUGUAUUAUAGUACAGAUGAUUGCUUAUUAUGCAUCAAUUGACCCAGAAGCAUUUGCUUCAUUAUACAGGAGUUUCCUACCGACAGCAGAUGAUGACCCUAUCGUUGGAUCAUACAAACUAACUAUAAUAUCCCUUUUAAUUACAGAUAAGAACGUCAAGGAUAUCAUACACGAAUUGAAGUACUAUAUCACAACGUAUCGUGAUCCUGCUAUUGUCAAGAAAGCACUAAGUACUUUGGUUGUGUGUGCUCAUAACUCCAAUGCAUUUUCAGCUCACAUCAUGAAAUGGCUACUCAGUUUCAUGGAGAAUGAUAAUUUGACCGACAGCGAGGUUACCAGUGAGUAUGUCAAUGUGAUACGCCAUUUAAUUCAAAUUAAUCCCUCGAAGAACUUAUCAGUUAUGCUCAAAUUAUCACAAAUCAUCACAGAAACAGAUAAUUUAUCAGCUUAUGCAAAAGCUGGCAUCAUAUGGCUCUUUGGUGAAUACAUACAUGUCGAACCAAGGAUAGUUCCUGAUGUAUUGAGAAAAUUAAUUCCUAAAUUUGCUGAUGAGUCCACGGAAGCAAGACUACAGAUAUUGAUUUUGGCUGCCAAACUUCUUUCAUUUGAUAUCGAUAGAUGUGAGUCAGAUUAUGAUUUUGAGCAAUCAAGGAUAGCCCACUUAUAUGAUGCUGUUAUGUACCUCGCAAAGUUUGAUGACGAUUUUGAUAUAAGAGAUAAAGUUAGGUCCUUGAGUUCAUUGUUCUCACACGAAAGGUUUGAAAUACUGACCUUGUUAUUGCAAGCUGCAAAACCAUGGCCAGCUUUGUCACUAUUCACUUACGGAGAUAAAGCAAGUGACCUUGCACACCUUGAGCUUUCCCCAGAAGUAUUGAAUUCAUUAAAGGUUCCCCAGUGGUCAACCGAAGUACCUGAGGUGGACAGAACGCCUGUUGAAACUAACAAUUUCAUGAAGAAUAAAUCUAGCAUUUCAUCUAAUACUUUCUUCGCUAGUAGGACUAGGGCUAAUUACCAGCAACCUAAGGCCUCCUCGCCAAUAUCCAGCAAAUCAUCAAGUCCAGAGCCAAAAACUUUCACAUCCUCAAAAGGGAAAACUUACAAACUACAAAGUUUGGAUGAAUUCUUUGCAGAUAUCCCAGAGAAACCGAAGAAAACGAAGAUCGUUAUAGAGGAAGAAUCAGAAACGGAAUCUGAUGUUGCCCAAUUAGAAGAAUCAAGCAGCGAUGAAAGUGAUGAUACCGAUGAUAUUGAAGAAGGUGAGGAAGACGACAGGAGUUCUACUUCUUCCGAUCCUUGA